This is a messenger RNA of Cherax quadricarinatus, 1683 nucleotides long. Lineage: Eukaryota; Metazoa; Arthropoda; Malacostraca; Decapoda; Parastacidae. The record is from RefSeq and is a predicted model, not a curated record.
CUCCCUGUAUACAAAGUGGAAUUACCAACAGACCCCAGGCUAUCUUCAUGAGAGAAAAUAACAAUUUUGUCAGUUUCUAUCAACCAGGAAAUCUAGUCUGGGACUGGACCACAGGGACAUUGACCUUGAGGCUGUCUGCAGGUAAACUUCAGAUUGUGAUGGUGUGACAAGUUUGUACAUGUGGGGUAUUCGCCUGUGGUGCUUGCAGUAUUGUACAAAUUGGAAUUGAAAAGAAAAAGUAAACAAGGAAUUGAAGGAGGUAUAAAAUUCUUCCCUUUCCCUAUUAUUAACAAGAAAUAUUGUAUAAUAAAAUGUUCAAUUGGUAUUGGCUAAUAAAAUAGAGGAUGCACAGCUGUCUACUGCUCAGUUGAGCUACAUACCAAUCUCCAAACACUUGUACAUCUACAAGCAGUUUAAGAAACAAAAAAUUGAAGAUGAGGAAGUGAUCUUACCAUGGGAGCAUUUCUAGAAAAGCCGAAAACUGAUAAACACAAUGAGCACGGCGUUGGUAAUGGCCUUCAGUAUGGGCUGGCCAGCAUGCAGGGAUGGCGUAUUGAAAUGGAAGAUGCUCAUGUUGCUGUAGCAAAUUUACCUGGAGUGCUUAAGGAUUGGGCAUUCUUUGCAGUGUUCGAUGGCCAUGCUGGUGCCAAGAUAUCCGCCCAUUGUUCUGAACAUCUUCUGAACUCAAUCACGUCAGGAGAGGAAUUUCAGCCGUCAUCUAUAGCAGAGUUUGAAACGGAAAGUGAAGAAAAAACUAUAAACAAAAUAAAGAAAGGUAUCCAUGCAGGAUUCCUGAGGUUAGACGAGUCCAUGCGACAAAUGCCUGAGGUUGCAAGUGGGGAAGAUAAGAGUGGCACUACAGCAGUAUGUGCUCUUAUAUCGCCUACACACAUCUUUGUAGCCAAUUGUGGAGACUCGCGGGGAGUCUUGUAUCGUGCAGGCAACAUUGGCUUUAGCACUCAAGACCAUAAACCUGUCAACCCUAUAGAGAAGGAGAGGAUCCAGAAUGCAGGGGGAUCUGUCAUGAUUCAGAGAGUAAAUGGAUCACUUGCUGUUUCUCGAGCACUUGGCGAUUACGAGUACAAAAAUGUGGAGGGUAAAGGUCCAUGUGAGCAGCUGGUGUCUCCUGAACCUGAAAUAUAUGUUGAACGUCGCCAGGAUGAUGAUGAGUUUUUAGUGCUGGCUUGUGAUGGAAUCUGGGAUGUUAUGACGAACGAAGAUUUAUGUGCUUUUGUACGGUCGCGCCUUCUACUCUCUAAUGAUCAUGAAGCUAUUACUAAUCAUGUUGUGGACACUUGUCUUCACAAGGGAAGUCGUGACAACAUGAGUUUAGUGUUGAUAACUUUCCCUGGGUCACCCAAGAUAUCGCAAGAGGCUAUAAAGAGAGAGAAAGAAUUAGAAGAUUUCAUUGAGAAGAAAGUUACUGAAUUGUGUGAGCGAGAGAGACAAAUUACCAUACCACAGAUAAUGCAAGUGCUCGCUGAUGAAGCUAUCCCCAACCUUCCCCCUGGAGGAGGUCUAACUUCAAAACGAAACUUCGUGGAUCAGCUGGUCAGAAAGUUAAAACCUGAGUGUCUAAAAUCGGUAAGUUUUUCUGAUAUUGAUUUCUCAUUGGUAUAGAUAUAUAGUAGAACCCUAAAAUAUAGUAAUGUAUAUUUAUCAGCAGGAUACAUAUUUAUUGUU